Lactuca saligna is the source of this 1627-nucleotide messenger RNA. The record is from the annotation of a GenBank genome assembly. Lineage: Eukaryota; Viridiplantae; Streptophyta; Magnoliopsida; Asterales; Asteraceae.
AUGACAGCAACCGCAACAGAAACACGAGAGGAACGGGUAGAGGUGUGGUGGCAAUGGUGGGUGGGUUUCGACGAUUCACAACAACCAUUUCUCCGGAUGUCGUGCUUACUUUCUGACGUAGAGAGGGGUUGGCUCCGACGGUUUCCGUCUCCAAUGGCGGCUAGGAGGUGGCGACUGAAGGAUAGAGAGUGUGAUUGGUGGUUGCAGUUCAUAUUAAGUCUACUUUUGAGGGGCGAAUUAACAUAUGAGCUACAAUGGAGCAACCUGACAGAGAUAUUCUUGCAACAACCUAAUCUGUUGGAACUUCAAGCACCCAUUAAAAUCUGUGGUGAUAUUCAUGGUCAAUACGCCGAUCUUCUUCGUCUUUUUGAGCACGAUGGAUUACCACCUGAAGUCGACUACUUAUUUCUUGGUGAUUAUGUUGACAGAGGAAAACAAAGCCUCGAAACAAUAUGCCUUCUUCUCGCCUACAAAAUUAAAUACCCAAAUAACAUCUUCCUUUUGCGUGGAAACCAUGAAUGUGCUUCGAUAAACCGUAUAUACGGCUUCUAUGAUGAAUGUAAAAGAAGAUUCAAUGUGAAAUUAUGGAAGAUCUUUGCAGAUUGCUUCAAUUGCUUACCUGUCGCUGCUCUCAUUAAUGAAAAGAUUCUGUGUAUGCAUGGAGGUCUAUCACCCGAGCUCAAUAACUUCGAUCAAAUCAGAGAGUUGACUCGUCCUGCUGACGUACCUGAUUCAGGUCUACUUUGUGAUCUUCUAUGGUCAGAUCCACAUAAAGAAGUCAAAGGAUGGGCCAUGAAUGAUCGAGGGAUUUCAUACACUUUUGGUGCUGAUGUUGUGACAGAGUUUCUACUGAAACAUGAUCUUGAUCUUGUUUGUCGCGCUCACCAGGUUGUAGAAGAUGGGUAUGAGUUCUUUGCAUACAGACAACUUGUAACGGUGUUUUCUGCACCAAAUUAUUGUGGGGAAUUUGAUAAUGCUGGGGCUUUUAUCAGUGUUGAUGAGACUCUAGAGUGUUCUUUUCGAAUACUAAAACCCGCUGAAAAGAAAAGGUCCAAAUCUAUGAUGAAUCUUUUUGGGAGCUCCACCAGCGGCUAAUCCGCUCAUUUUUACCCAUGAACAGUAGAUGAUGCUUGUUUCUGAUUCACUCUUAGAAAUUUAAUGUUUUUGGGGUUUUGUGAAUAUGAUUGACACCAUGAAGUUGAUUUGUAAGCGAUUUUUUAGAUCAAAUUAGGUGCGUAAAGAAAAGAGGGAGUUAUUGAUCUCAUGAUUCUUUCAAGUUGAUGGGCCUUGGUGUUCUUCAUUGCUUACUUAUCCAUUGCUUCUUAAGGCAUGAGGCCUUUCAAGUGAUUUUUGUUUUAAUUUCUUACUGAUUUUGUUUUCUUUAUAAUUAACUAAGUAUCAUUCAAAUAAAAAAUAUUAAAAUUAAAAUAGAAAAAGAAAAAGUUGAAUAAAAUAAUCCACAUUAAUGUUAUGCUAGUGCCAUCGUGAAAUAUCUGUUUUGUUUUUGAAGAGAUAAAGUGUGGAGUCUAUAAAUCAUAUCUAUAGAAGAAGAUGUGCGACAGAGGUGGCCGAAUGCGUGGAGGGGGUGGUGGGUGGUGUGUGAUUGAAGUGGCAAAGGUGGAGGUGG